Molecule: messenger RNA, 3963 nt
Organism: Heterotrigona itama
Lineage: Eukaryota; Metazoa; Arthropoda; Insecta; Hymenoptera; Apidae
Source: the annotation of a GenBank genome assembly
GGCGACGCCAAUCUCGUGAACAAAAGAAACAGUAGUGAAGCAACGUGCUUGGCCCAUUUUAACUACAGAACUGCCGGAGUAUGGUCAUUUAUAUUGUGUAAUUUGUUAGUAGUGUUAUAGUAUCCUUCCUCGUUUUAUUGUUGCAUAGAAAUAAUAAAAAUACUGUGUUUUUAUAAUCCACUUCUCUUUUUAUAUAAUUUCUAUACAAAUAGAAAAUAAAAUUAAUAAUAUCAAGUUCAAUCCCUUUGUACUGCCGAUACAAAUCACCGGAGCCUCAUGUUUCUCUGCUGGUAUUAUUUUUAAUGUUUUAUACUGCUAUAUGGAUUUAACCAUGGAUGUUCAAAAUGAGCUUCUUUUUCAAUUUUUGGACUUAAAUGAUUUGAGUGACAAUGAUAAGAAUCAUUUAAUAGGCAUUUUAAAAUCUAAUGUCACUGUUGAUACCUUGAAAUUGCCAUGGGACACGGUUGAAUCUAAUAACGAUAUUAAUGCUUCUAUAACAGAAAUUCCACAAGUUCAUAAUCAAUGGUAUCCAAAUGCAAUACCACCACCAUCGUACACACAACAAAUAAUGUGUAGCGACUGGCAAGGACCACCAAUUUAUCCUGUUCCAGAUGCUCAUAUACAGUCAUUUAUGCCUGCUAUAAAUUACUCUCACCCUGGAUAUAACCUUGGAAGUGAAAUUCAGGAUGUUAGUUGUAAUAGGGAAACUAAUAGAAGGAAUAAUCGAGGAAGAGGAAUAAGAAGAGACAAUUUCAAUCGUGGAAUAAAUCCUACAAAUGAUAUGCAACCUGGAUAUAUAGGAGAACAAGGCCAAUUUCACCCACCAUUAUCUUUUGUGGUUAUGUAUCCAGAUCAAACACAACAACAACAAUUUUCUGGCCAUGUUCAUUAUCCUCCACUAGCUUUAUAUCAACCAAAUAUUCAUACGCAUACAAGUACACAUCCUCAUACACAACCUGGUUAUGGAUAUCCUCCAUAUCACCAUCCUUCAGGAAAUGUAAGAUGUGCUCGACCUAUGCUUUCUCAACCUACUCAAGAAUGUACAAAAGUACAGACUACAAAAUCUCAUGAAAAACGAAUGCAAAAUGUUACACAUCCUAUUAAGCAACCUUUUCAUCAAACAGCUGAAGAAAAUAAUAAUUCUUCACAGACCAAUAUAGUUACUACAGUAAUAACUGUAAAUAACAAUAAAGUAAAACAAUGUACUAACAGUGUAGAUGAAAAUAAUGUUAAUAGAAAAAAUUCAAAUACGAAUGGAAAAGUACCCCCAGUUAAUGUCAAAAUAGAACAUAAUAUUGUAUCUACUGUAAAUGAAAAGUGUAAUGGAGCUGAGAAAAAUGAUGUACCAUGCGUAAAUAUUAAUAGUGUAUUAGAAGUAAAACAGAAUGGAGAAACUGAUAAAGAAUAUAAAAAUGAAACUGUUUCUAGUAUUAAAACUACUGUUGUUAAAACAUUAUCAAAACCAGUUUCUAAAACCGAAAGUGAAAUACCCAAGAAAGAUAUUUCUACAAAAAAUAUACAAGACAAAAUUAUCACUAAAACGCCAAAUAACUCUUCUAGUACAGCAAAUACUCCAGUAAUUGUGCCUACUACAUCAUCUCCAAUUUUAUCUAACAUAUCUUGGGCUAGUAUCUUGAAAAAAGGAAGUGCAGAAACACAAUCAAAUUCAUCAACUUGUAAACCAACAGCGCGCAUUAAUCCUCUAUCAAUUAGAGAGAAUAAUGUGACACCAAAAGAAUCAUCACAGUCAAUAGAAAAAAAUCAACCUAAUAGUACAACGGUAUUUACAAAUGAAAAUAUUUCAUCUAAUAUGCAAAGUAUUAUAAAUGAAAGUAAGAAACCACAGAGAGAAACAUUGAAAAAUCACUUUAAUGAUCCUAUUGUCUUUCGUAUGGGUGAAUUUUUACUAAGCUAUCAGAUGGAUAAACAAACUGUGAGUUUAUUACCUAGAGGAUUAACAAACCGUAGUAAUUAUUGUUACAUUAAUAGUAUAUUACAAGCUUUGCUUGCUUGUCCACCUUUUUACAAUCUUUUAAUGGCCCUACCACAUUCUAAAAAUUCCAAUAAAAUGAGAUCUUCUUCUACUCCACUUAUUGAUAGCAUGAUCAAAUUUGUACACGAAUUUACACCUUUGUCAGAUGGUGCCCGAUUAGCUAGAAAAGAGAGAGCAAAUAAACGAGGAGAAGAUACAAUAGUAGAUAUACAAUGUGGAGUGGCCUUUGAACCUUUUUAUGUAUAUACAAUGUUAAAAAAUAUGUCAGCUGCAGGUGUAUUUUCUGUAGAAGGACGGCAAGAAGAUGCAGAAGAAUUUCUUUCGUGUCUUCUGAAUGGUAUCAAUGAUGAAAUGCUUGAAGUUAUGGGUCCAAAGAAUAAAGGAUCUAUUACACGGUGUACAGAAUUUGGAAGAACACCAUUAUCAGAUAUAUUUCGUGGACAAUUGAGAUCUAGAGUAUCACGAGUGGGAGAACAACCAACAGAUAACGUCCAACCAUUUUUUACGCUACAACUUGAUAUAGAAAAAGCAGAAUCUGUAAAAGGUGCACUCGAGAUUCUUGUGGGAAAAGAUCAAUUAGAAGGAAUGACAUGUAGUAAAACAAAACAACAAAUAGAAGCUUGGAAGCAAGUUACCUUAGAAGAAUUACCUAUCAUUCUUAUAUUACAUUUAAAGUGGUUUGAUUACAAACUGGAUGGAUGUUCAAAAAUUGUAAAAAGUGUGGAAUUUCCAAUUGAUUUAAAAUUGGAUAGCAAAUUCCUGUCGCCAAAUGCCAUAAAGAAAUUAAAUCCAAAGCAAAAGCAUUAUAAAUUAUUUGCUGUUACUUAUCAUGAUGGAAAAGAAGCAACAAAGGGUCAUUACGUUACAGACGCUUUUCAUGUGGGAUAUGGUGGUUGGGUCAGGUACGAUGACAGUUCAUUAAAAGGUGUUUCUGAAAGUAAUGUAUUAAAGCCUACUCCUCCGAGAGUUCCAUAUUUAUUAUAUUAUCGACGAUGUGACACUAUUGGAAAUAAUCAAUCAAAUAGUGGUAAAGCACGUUAAAACGAAAAACAUUAAUUACGUAUAUAAAAAAAUCUAUAUUCUAAGCCUAAAGAGGCAAUUUGAAAGAAUAGAUUUUACAGAUUUGUAGUUCUUGUUGAUACUUGUAUCUGAGUACAGAGAAUGUUUAUUAAUGUAUAUCAUGAAAAAAUAGAAAAGUAUUUCCUUUUAAUACAUUGUACUUCCAUGAAACAUUUGUACGUAAGAUUGUUGUUACAAGUUUUAUGCAUAAAGAUACGAAUUUUCUUGGUACGCGAAAUAAAUAAUAGUUAAAGUUGAAGUUACAGAGGAGUUUUAAUUUUGGCAUUCAUAAUUCUAUCGAAGUUAAUAAGCGCUUGCACAUUACAGUUUAUAGAAAUAUUAAAUGUCACAGUCUCUUGUACAUAUCUUUCUUACUUUGAUUAUGAAUAUACAAUCUAUAAGAAAAAAAUAUACAUAAUAAUCUUGUAGAAAAAGAAGUAAAAAUAGAGAAAAGUUUUUCUACUUUAACGACAAAAUUUCUAUGAAAUGCAAAUUUUAUAUAUAUUUGAAGAAAGAUGCACCUUAAGUUAUUUUUGUAAAUAACCUUCCUAUGCCCUUAUAAUAUUCCAACCUGCCAAUUAUGUGUAGCAUAUAUUAAUUUAAAAAUUAUUUUUUAAUUAUAAAAAAAAUAAUUUAAAAUUAAUUAUUAAAAAAUUAUUCAACUUACAUACAUAUUUCGUGAUAUUGUUAAUGGCAUUGCGUCUUUAUAUUAUAUUAUGAAAAUAAAUAUUCAAGAAAAAUAAAAAUUAAAUUUCCAGUCAAAGAAAUAAUUGGUAAGGUGGAAUACUAAUGUUAUCAAUGCGGAAGAUUGUAUAAACAUAAAAUUUGUGUACAAAACUACCCUAUCAUGUGUCAAAUUUGUGUCUAUGAUUAAUUUUGCGAUUCUUUAAAAAAACAAAAAAAAAACAAAA